Molecule: messenger RNA, 1008 nt
Organism: Cicer arietinum (chickpea)
Lineage: Eukaryota; Viridiplantae; Streptophyta; Magnoliopsida; Fabales; Fabaceae
Product: F-box protein CPR1-like
Source: RefSeq, a predicted model, not a curated record
AUGCAAAUAUUCUGUAAUGGUUUGAGGCCUAACACUAGAACUAUGUUGGAUGCCACAACAGUUGGUUCUUUGAAUUACAAGACCGCAGCAGAAGCACGAAACGUUAUUGAGAUCAUGGCAUCAAAUGAACAAUUGAUGUUGUAUGACAAAGGUGGUGGUUCAGUAAGUGGUAUAUUGGAGUUGAACGUUAUGGAUGGGUUGGCUCCAGGCAGGACUCUUUGUCUCACACAAGGGAGGGGCCCGUACGCAAAAUGUGUAUUUUGGAACCCUGCUAUAGACGAAUUCAAGGUCAUUCCACCUAGCCUUUUUGAGUAUGUACCUUAUCAUGACACUAUGAUGAACUUUCAUGGUUUUGGUUAUGAUCAUGUUAGAGAUGACUAUAAAUUCAUUCGACAGUUAGACUUCUUUCUUGAUUGCGACGCAUAUGUGCCAUGUGACGAACCUGUAGGUUUCGCCCCGAUGUGGGAGAUAUAUAGUCUAAGAAGUAACUCUUGGAGGAAACUUGAUGUUGACAUGCCUUUUUGUAUGUCAGAUGAUGAAGUGUACAUGGAUGGAUUUUGUCAUUGGUCCGAUAUAGAUGAUUACCAUAGUCUUAGUAAUGUUGGCCCAUGUUUGGUAUCAUUUGACUUAUGCAAUGAAGUGUUCCUUACAACCCCUUUUCCCUCAGACAUGGUUGACCAUUAUUAUAUUUUGCGCAUGGUGUUGUUAAAUGGAUCCAUUGCUUUCAUAAUGUAUGAUGAAUCGACUACUUUUCACAUAAGAAUAUUGGGUGAGCUUGGUGUGAAGGAAUUGUGGGCUAAUGUCUUCAUUGUCAAACCCUUACCUUGCGUUCAACAUCUUAUUGGAGUAGGAAAGAAAGGCGGUAUAUUCUUGAGAAAAAAUGAUGAUGAACUAGUACGGUAUGAUAUGAGUACUCAGACGAUUGAGGAGCUUGGUGUUAAAGUAAGCCGGGGUUAUUGUAACAUUGUAGUUUAUAAAGACAACCUUCUCCCAAUUGUAUGUUUAUGA